AUGUUGUACCAAGUUGAAAAAGAAUAUGAGGAGGAUGCUGCAACAACUGGAAACAUUAUUAAGGAAGUGACCAUGACAAUAGUGCAAGAUCGAAGAAAUGACCAAAGAUGCUAUAAUGCACCAAAACAUAAUGAGGUUGCAUUCAUUUUUCAAAAUGAUGAUGGCGAACCACCACUAGAAAGAGAUCUUCUAAUACACUGCAAAGCAAGUACAGAUGAUAUAAAUAAAAGAACAACACAAAGGAUUAGUGUCCUUGACCCCAAUCUGGAACCCAUGGUUUAUCCAUUACUCUUCCCUUAUGGUGAUCAAAGCUGGGGAAUUGAUAUACCUUUGCAACACAGACCUCAAGCGUUACAAAAUUUAACAAAUCAAACACGAAAACCUAGAAUUCGAGUUACACAAAUGCAAUACUAUGGGUAUCGUCUUUCCAUCAGAGACAACUUUAACCCCUUCUUAAAUGCUGGCCGCCUUACACAACAGUAUAUAGUUGAUGCAUAUGUAAAAACUGAAUCCAACAGACUCAACUAUGUACGACAAAAUCAGCAAAAAUUGAGAGUUGAAAAAUACUCAGGAUUGAUGGACCACUUAAUUAAUGAAUCCAACCAGAAAGGCCUGAUUCCUGGAAAAACAUAUAUAUUACCAUCCUCAUUUGCAGGUAGCCCAAGAAACAUGCUCCAAAAUUAUCAAGAUGCAAUGGCAAUUGUUAGGAAAUAUGGCAAACCUGAUCUUUUUAUCACAAUGACGUGCAACCCCAAAUGGCAAGAGAUUGUUGAAAACCUACAACAUGGCCAAACUACUGAUGCUCGACCUGAUUUAGUUGCAAGAGUAUUUCAUCUAAAACUGAAAGCUUUAAUUGAAGAUCUCUGUAAAAAACAUAUUUUUGGAGUACCAAAAGCAAUGGUCUACGUAAUAGAAUUUCAGAAGAGGGGUUUACCUCAUGCUCACAUACUACUUAUUCUUAAAGAUGACUGCAAACCCAAAACCGAAGAACUGAUAGACAAAAUAGUAACUGCUGAAAUUCCAAAUAUAACCAACACUCCACGCUUACAUGCAAUUGUUACAAAACAUAUGAUCCAUGGACCAUGCGGACCACUCAACCCUAAUUCACCAUGUAUGUCAAAUGACAAAUGCACUAAGGAAUUUCCAAAACCAUUCCAGGAAAAAACAUCAGCAAAUACAAAUGGUUAUCCAAAAUAUAGAAGACGAAACACAAACCAAACUUCAAUUGUUAAUGGCAGGACAAUAGAUAACCAUUGGGUUGUACCAUAUAAUCCACAUCUUGCCCUAAAGUACAAUUGCCACAUUAAUGUUGAAGUAUGCGCAUCCAUAAAAAGUGUCAAAUACCUUUUUAAAUAUGUGUACAAAGGUCAUGAUUGUGCAAAUGUUGUGAUUCAAGAACAAGGCACUUUAAAUCAUGAUGAAAUUAAGACCUUCAUGGAUUCCAGAUAUGUCAGCGCUCCAGAAGCAGCAUGGCGUUUAAAUGGGUUUGAAAUGCAUUACCAAUCACAUACCAUCCAUAGGUUAGCAGUGCAUCUGCCUGAUGAACAAUCUGUAUUUUUCAAUCCGAAUGACAUCAAUACAGCAGCCCAGAGAGCUUCAACAAGAAAUACUCAAUUGACGGCUUGGUUUAAAUUAAAUCAAGAGCAAGAGCAAGCAAGGAAAAUUUUAUAUUCAGACAUUCCAAUACACUAUGUAUUUGACUCUGAAUCCAAUACAUGGAAAUUACGACAGCGGGGUGCAGACAAAAUCAUUGGACGAAUGUAUUCUGUCAAUUUAUCAUCAGAUGCAGAACGCUACUGCAUGCGUCUCCUAUUGCUACAUGUUCCCGGUGCAAUAUCAUUUGAAGAUCUGAGAACUGUCAAUGGAAAUAUCUAUCCCAGUUUCCAAGAUGCUGCAAAAGAAAGAGGCCUCAUCAAUGAUGAUCAAGUGUGGGAGAACACUUUAGAAGAUGCUAUCCAAUACAGCAUGCCAAAACAACUAAGAGAGUUAUUUGCGUACAUUUGUGUAUUUGCCUCCCUACAGAACAUGAAUGAUCUUUUUGUAAAAUAUGAACAGUACCUCACCGAAGAUAUCGUUCAAAAACAUAUCCAUCACAACGAUGAAUGCACAAUAUGCCGUUAUAUCGCGUUACAGGAAAUAUGUAACAUUCUACUACUCCAUGGGAAAAAAUGUGAAGAUUUUGGGUUACCACCUAUACUACCAAAUUCAAACUUACUUACUGAUAACUACAACCAAGUUUUCGAAAAACAAAAAGCAGAAGAAAUGACAAUUACAUUAAACAAAGAACAAAAAAACAGCUUUACAAACAAUAUUGCAAGCAACUGAAAAUGACAACCUUAGUAACCACUGUUUUUUCAUAGAUGGCCCAGGAGGUAGUGGUAAAACAUAU
Messenger RNA from Zootoca vivipara (common lizard), 2389 nucleotides. The record is from RefSeq and is a predicted model, not a curated record. NCBI's taxonomy places the organism in Eukaryota, Metazoa, Chordata, Lepidosauria, Squamata, Lacertidae.